AUGACUUCUCAAACUAUGGCUCUGUCACAUAUUUUCAACUUCACUCUUGGGACUAUUUUUAUGACACAGCUAAUUUUAAAGAAGGCAAAUACUUCAGUUGGAGUUAAGAAUAUUAGAAAACGGCUCAAUAAUUCACACGAGGAUUUUGACUGCUUACUGCAUUACGUUGACAAAGAUCUUUCUGAGUUGUAUAAUGAUGUUAAAAGUGGGCAUUUGGACCCAAUUGAUUUACUUCAUAUCUUUCAAGCUAAAGCUUUAAGUCUGUAUGAUAGUGGGAAUUCAGGAAUUGCUGAAUUUAUUCAGGAAGCAGAAGUUUAUGCAAGUGAACUUUCUAAAUCACGGAAUGAUUCAACCAUAUCGCCGUUAUUCGGAAUCCCCAUUAGUGUUAAAGAGACUUGCUGUGUUUCGGGAUAUGAUUCUACCUUCGGUCUGAUAAAACGAUGCAACCAACCGAAUACUAAAGAUUCUGUUUUAGUUCAGGUCUUAAAAAGAGUUGGAGCUAUUCCUUUUGUGACUACUGUUACUACUCAACUAUGUCGUACUCUAGAUAGCUUUAAUUCUGUAUAUGGCAAUGCUUACAAUCCUCUUUCCAAAUUUCGAAUGCCUGGAGGAAGCUCUUCUGGUGAAGCUGUAUUGUUAGCUCUUCAUGGUUCACCUGUGGGUAUCGGUAGCGACAUUGGUGGAAGUCUUCGUAUACCUGCCGCAUUCUGUGGCUUAACCAGUCUAAAACCAACGGUCCGAAGACUGAGUGUAGCAGGGUUGGCUUCAGCUGGAGGAAAUUCAGUAUUGUACUUGCAGCAAUGCCCUGGACCUAUUGGUAGGAAGGUGGAAGACUUAGCUCGUGUAAUGCGUGCAUUGUUGUGCCCCACAAUGUUCGAUUUGGAUCCUUAUGUUGUACCUAUGCGUUUUAAUGAGGAUUUAUAUGGAGGAAAGAUCAAACAUAAGUUAGUAAUUGGUUAUUAUUUUGACUUCGACAAUCCUAAUAUUAUGCCAGUUGUGGAUAUAAAUCGACGAGUUGUAGAGGAGUCAGUUAAAGCACUAAAAAAGGCUGGACAUCAACUUGUAAAGUUUACAGUUCCUCAACCUUUUGAAGCCUUUAUUCUUGGCGUACGUGCCUUUUUUGUUGAUGGAGGUUCCGAAAUGAGAAAGAAUUUAAAAGGUGAACCAGUUGGACGUCAUUUACGUUCGGCGAAUCACUUUGUUAACCUACCUAAUUUUUUAAAACCCGUGGUAAUUUCCCUUUCACGAUACUUUGCUGGAAUACCAGAGGAAAUUAUGCGUGUAAUGCUUGGACUCAAGAAUGCCCCAGCAGCAGUUGGUUUGAUUUCUGAAAUCAAAGCCUAUCAGAUGGAAUUCGCAAGAGCUUGGAACGAAGCUGGUCCAUUGGAUGCACUGAUAUGUCCUGUAUUUGCAUAUCCUGCACCUCCUGAAAAUACUCCUACAUCACUUAUCAGUGCUCCUGGUAUAUAUACAUACCUGUACAAUAUUUUAGAUUAUCCUGCAGGAACAGUUCCGACUGGUUUUGUUAGUAAGAAAGACGUUCAAGAUGCAUUAGUUAAGUCUGAAUCACUUUCCGCUGCCGGUGAUGAUCGUAUGUCUAAAGUGUACAAACUACUGGAUGGCGGAGAGAAUAUACCGCUUUCUAUUCAAGUGGUUGGUAAACCAUAUCAUGAAGAGAUUGUUCUUCGAGUAAUGCAGGAUAUAGAAAAUUACUUUUCUUUAAGGUAG
Molecule: messenger RNA, 1728 nt
Organism: Trichobilharzia regenti
Lineage: Eukaryota; Metazoa; Platyhelminthes; Trematoda; Strigeidida; Schistosomatidae
Source: the annotation of a GenBank genome assembly